Messenger RNA from Setaria italica (foxtail millet), 2796 nucleotides. RefSeq lists its product as uncharacterized. The coding region runs from base 1 to 2796 and encodes 931 amino acids. Lineage: Eukaryota; Viridiplantae; Streptophyta; Magnoliopsida; Poales; Poaceae. The record is from RefSeq and is a predicted model, not a curated record. The transcript has a single exon.
AUGGAGGUUGAACUGCAGCCUGGAAACGGCCAUGUGGCUGAAAGUACCAUGAGUCGGAAAGAACCACAGCAACAAGGUCACCAAAUACCAAGCAGUGCUGAUGAGGCUGAGCUUGUGUGGAAACUGCGGAAGUACCUGAUGCUACUGGCAAUUCUUUCUGCAACUAUCACCUACCAAGCAGGACUUGCCCCACCAGGCGGCCUCUGGCUAGACAACCAGCAUGGCCACCUUGCCAGUGACAUUGUCCUGCAAUCUACCUAUCCAAAGCGGUAUAAGGUAUUCUUCUACUGCAACUCAACAGCAUUCAUGGCGUCACUCAUUGUUUUGAUCUUGCUCCUAGUAAGGGAUCUCAACCGCAAUUCAAUUUGGCUCCGCUCGCUGCAUUUCGCGAUGUUGUUCAACCUGCUCGGGCUUAUGGGGGCCUAUGCUGCAGGCAGCUGCAGAAAAAUCAGAACAUCCUUAUAUACUUGGGUGUUGCUUGUUGGCAUCUUCACAUACAUUGCACUUCAUGUUGUAUUCUUCCAGCAUCUAGCAUCUAAAUGGCUUAGGCAAACUUUGAUGGAUGUCCAGAGGUCCUGGAAGGAUCAUCUUGCGCGCAUAUUCGGCAAAAAUCAGAGCACAACAGAGGAGCCAGAUGCUUCUGUCAAAGAAAAAAAGGAUGAACUGGAGCAGAAACGCAGUUUGUUGCUGGUUCUUGCCACAUUGUCAACGACAGUGACAUAUGCUGCGGGGCUAAACCCACCAGGUGGAUUCUGGCCUGACAGCAAUGCUAGCCACCUCGCUGGUGACCCGACACUCCGUGACCACUACCCCCGCCGCUUCAAAGCAUUCAUGGCGUGCAAUGACACUGCUUUUGCCGGAUCACUUGUCAUUAUCGUCAUGCUCCUCAGCAACACGGCAGUCGAUCAUGUUGUUGAGUCGAAUGCACUUCGUUUGUGUGUUCUGAUAAGCCUAUUUGGCCUUAUGGCUGCUUAUGCUGCAGGAAGCUGCAGGGAAGUCCAUACAUCUAUAUAUGUGUUCACCCUUGUCGGUGCAGUCCUACUAUACCUCGUCAUCCAGUGGAUUGCACCUAUUGUGCCCAGGCCAGAGUUUGUCAGCAAGUGCAUAACAUGGAUAAAAGGAGAAAACAAUAAGGUGAUUCUGAAGCUAAAAUCAUUCCUUACAGAUAGUAUCAGCACAAACAGCGACCAGGAGAUGCCACUAGCAUUGGAUCAACAGCAGUCAUCCAGUCAUGAUUCAACAGGCACUGUUAGUGAUGUUAAGGAUGAUAUAAGAAAGUUGCGCACAUACCUUCUAUUGCUUGGCAUCCUUGCAGCCACCAUUACAUACCAAGCUGGGUUAAAUCCACCCGGUGGAUUUUGGUUAGACAAUGAGGAUGGCCAUCUUGCUGGAGACCCGAUAUUGGAGGCCAUCAGUCCGAAACGGUACAAUGCAUUCUUCUAUUGCAAUGCCACCGCAUUUGUGUCAUCUUUGGUCAUAAUCACCCUACUCCAGAGCAACUUGAUCACUGUUGGUGCCUUGAAACGAUAUGUGCUGCAAACAGCAAUGGUUUUUGAUCUGUUUGGUAUGAUGGGAGCAUAUGCCACUGGCAGCAGCCGGACUUUCUCCACAUCUUUGUAUGUGAUAAUCUUGGUCAUUCUUGUCUUUUCUUAUGUUAUCAUUCACAUUCUGCUCCUUGUGUGCACAAGAAACUCCGAUGAAUCAGCUCAGCAAAUAGAUGAUGACCCUGAACUGAAAGAUUUGGAGAAGCGGCGCAAGUUUCUAGUGUUGCUUGCAGUUCUGGCAGCAUCAAGCACAUAUCAAGCCGGCAUAAACCCACCAGGUGGUUUCUGGACUGACAAUAACGACGGUCACCGUGCAGGUUAUCCAAUGUUCCAUGAUGAGUUUCCACACCGUUACAUGGUAUUCUUCUACCUGAACUCCACCGCUUUUAUGUCCUCCUUGGCUGUGAUCAUGUUGCUUGUUAGCAAAAGGUUAUGCCAAAGGGGAAUCAACAGCUACUUGCUGCGUGGAUGCAUGCUACUUGAUCUGGUCUGUCUCAUGGGUGCUUUCGCGGCUGGAAGCUGCAGGAAAGUAUCAACAUCAGUGUAUGCCAUCCUAGUCGUUUCUAUUGUGUUUGCCUAUGUCAUGGCUCAAGUUCUGGUGCUAACCUUUGCAAAAGAUAAAAUGAGUUACUUCUUCGAGUGGGUGCUCCAUGCCACUCCUUUCAAGAGCUCACAUCCAUCUGAGAAUUGCAAGCGAAGCGUCACGGUCAGCCGAAAACCUGAGCACAAAUGGCGAAAAGAUCUAAUUCUGAUUGGAACCCUCGCAGUGAGCGUCACAUACCAAGCUGGGCUGCUCCCGCCAGGAGGGCUUUGGCCUGAUGACCGGGACGGGCAUUUCAUUGGCGACCCAAUCCUCCAUGAUAGUGAUCCACCACGGUACAAGGCAUUCUUCUACUGCAAUGCCACAGCGUUCAUGGCAUCGGUGGUUAUAGUCAUCCUGCUGCUGAAUAGCACGAUAAGCAAGUACAGGAGAUCUCUCCUUCCCAUGAAGACAGCAAUGGUGCUGGACCUGCUUGCUCUGCUUGGGGCGUAUGCUGCAGGCAGCUGCAGGAACCUGAAGACUUCUAUAUACGUUUUCGCACUCUUCAUUGCUGUUUUUGUGUACAUCGUCAUUCACAUCUUGCAGUCCUUUGAUAAAAUGGCACGGUUGUUGAAGAAGACUGGAGAACAGUGGAUUCCAUGUCUGAAGAAGAUGUGGGCACUCAUUGAAACUGAACCUCCAAAUCAUCAUCCGUCUUCUGAGGAACCAUGA